AGAAAAACAAAAUUGCAGUAGUUGGCUAGUUGCCGUGUUAAGUGUCAUCUGAAACCAGUGUAUCACUGAAACAAAUCGUGCCCAUCAACUACCGGUGGUUGGAUUGAGGAAGGUUACAGAGCAUGUUAAUCAAACUCCAUUUAAUCAGGUUUGCCCUUUCCUUCACGUGCUUUCAACACGCGUGAGUACAUAGCGUUUCUUUGUUAACUGUCGUUAACAAAACUGUCGGUAGCGGGAUCCAAGAUCACCUCACAUGGUGAGAGAGAGAGCGAGAGCGAGCGCAAAUUCAAGACUAGUUAAAGAGCAAAUUCAAGACUAGUAAAGGUUGAAAGUAGCUGUGAAUUCAAGUCAUUUGAGUUUUAAGUUAUGGGUUCAUUGGUAGUCCAAGAUCAUUCAUCACCCACAAAACCCUCAAAACCCUACCUCAAAUCCAAGUCAACCCAUCUCUCAGAUCGCUUCUCUGAGUCCAAAUCCCUAGAUUUCUCCACAUGGGUAUCCGAAAACACCCCCAAGAUCUUCACUUUUGCCCUCCUAGCCCUCACCGUCGCCGCCUUCUUCUUCCUCCGCAAUGCUGCCAACCCCGCCGCCCUCCUCUGCCUUAAAACCCACCGCCCCAAGCACCCCGUAGAGCUCGAAUACCCUGAAAUCCACUACAAUUCAAUCCCACCCAUUGUAGACAAGUCCUCCCCUUAUACCUCCUUUACGUCAGAUCGAUGGGUUGUGGUUUCUGUCUCGGAUUACCCCUCCGAUUCGCUUCGUGCCCUUGUCAAGAUCAAGGGCUGGCAAGUGGUUGCGGUGGGUAAUUCGAGGACUCCCGCGGAUUGGGAGCUAAAGGGUGUGAUUUUCUUGUCAAUGGAAGAACAAGCUAAUCUAGGGUUUAGGGUUGUGGAUUACCUUCCUUAUGAGUCUUAUGUUAGGAAGAGUGUUGGGUACCUUUUCGCUAUCCAACACGGUGCCAAGCGGAUUUUUGAUGCUGAUGAUCGCGGGGUGGUUAUUGGUGGGGACCUUGGGAAGCAUUUUGAUUUGGAUUUGGAAGUGGUAGUGGGAAAGCAGCAAAGGGUCUUGCAGUAUAGUGAUUUGAAUGUGAAUCGAACGGUUGUGAAUCCCUACGUUCAUUUUGGGCAAAGGUCAGUUUGGCCUAGGGGAUUUCCACUAGAGAAUGUGGGUGAAGUAGGGCAUGAGGAGUUCUACACUGAAGUGAGUGGUGGAAAUCAAUACAUACAGCAGGGUAUAUCUAAUGGCCUACCGGAUGUUGAUUCGGUUUUCUAUUCCACUCGAAAGUCAGGUGGAGAAGCAUUUGAUAUCAGGUUUGAUGAGAAUGCCCCAAAAGUUGCUUUGCCCCAUGGUAUGAUGGUGCCAAUGAAUUCAUUCAAUACGAUGUUCCAUUAUAAUGCAUUUUGGGCUUUAAUGCUUCCUGUUUCUGUUAGUACUAUGGCUUCUGAUGUAAUUAGAGGUUACUGGGCACAAAGGCUUUUGUGGGAGAUUGGUGGCUUUUUUAUGGUUUAUCCUCCCACCAUUCAUAGAACUGAUGAUACAGAAUCAUACCCGUUUUCAGACGAGAAGGAUAUACAUGUAAAUGUGGGCCGUCUAGUUAAGUUUUUAGUUUCUUGGAAUUCUUCAAAGAACAUUUUGUGUGAGAGAAUUUUGGAGUUAAGUUAUUCAAUGGCUAAAGAGGGUUUUUGGAGCGAAAAGGAUGUGAGGUUCACGGCUGCUUGGAUUCACGAUUUGCUAGCUGUUGGGUAUUCAAUGCCGAGAUUGAUGGCGAUAGAUUUGCAUAGGGAAAGGGCAAGAAUUGGUGAUGGUGAUAGAAGGGAGUUCGUCCCCAGAAAAUUACCUUCAGUGCAUCUUGGGGUAGAGGAAUCGGGAACAGUGAAUUACGAAAUCGGGAAUUUGAUUCGGUGGAGGAGGAAUUUUGGGAAUGUUGUGCUCAUCAUGUUUGUUAGCGGGCCUGUGGAACGCAUGGCUUUGGAAUGGAGAUUGCUCUACGGAAGGGUAUUUAAAACUGUGGUUAUUCUCUCUGUGCAAGCUGAUGCAGACUUAGCCGUUGAGCAAAGCCAGUUCGAUCAAGUAUACAAAUAUUUGCCCAAGAUAUUUAACAGGUUUACUGGCACGGAAGGAUUCCUGUUCCUUCAGGACAAUACCAUUCUCAACUACUGGAAUUUGUUGCAAGCAGACAAAUCAAAGCUUUGGAUCACCAACAUGGUGCCACAGUCUUGGACUACUGUGCCAAUCACCAGCAACGACUCGUUUUGGAAUUCAAAACAAGCAGAUAUGGUGAAACAAGUGGUGGGCACAAUGCCAAUCCACUUUCAGCUCAACUAUAACGAUAAUGGCCCGCGCGAUGAGACCCUCACUGUAUGCAAUUCUGAGGUGUUCUACAUUCCUCGGCGAUUUGUGGACGACUUCAUUGAUCUGGUGGAUCUAGUUGGCAAUCUUGAAAUCCACCACAAGGUUGCAGUACCCAUGUUCUUUAGGGCUAUGGACUCAUUGCUGAAUUUUGAUUUGGUGCUCAAUACAAUGAUCUACGAGACUCAAACAAAAUCAAGUAACUCUUCAUUCUUAUAUUCUGCUCAAGUUCCGGCAGUGCACCCUUGGAGUGUUACUAGUGAACCAGAGUUCAUAAAAUUGAUAAGAGAUAUGGCAGCAGGGGACCCUCUUCUAAUGGAGCUGGUUUAGAGACAGAUGCAUUUGUUUAUACUACAAGGACAUAGGGAGAAAAAAUGAUAAAUUUUUUUCCUGUUUUUGUUCUUUUUGAUCUUUUGUAAUUUUAUAUUGUACUGGAAGUGAGAAAAACACUUCAUUUUUUUUCUUCCCUUUUAUCUUUCUUUCUGUAAAUUUGAUUCAUUGAUGGUGUAUCCAUCUUACAAAACAAAUGCACUGGAGUAUAUAUUAAUGUAAUGUUCGAAGGAGAGCAAAUUAUUUCCAAA
This is a messenger RNA of Rhododendron vialii, 2927 nucleotides long. Its product is annotated as probable glycosyltransferase STELLO1. The transcript is spliced from 3 exons. The record is from RefSeq and is a predicted model, not a curated record. NCBI's taxonomy places the organism in Eukaryota, Viridiplantae, Streptophyta, Magnoliopsida, Ericales, Ericaceae. Bases 367 to 2676 code for a protein of 769 amino acids.